This is a messenger RNA of Kwoniella botswanensis, 1407 nucleotides long. RefSeq lists its product as uncharacterized. Gene Ontology annotation, molecular function: cysteine-type deubiquitinase activity. The record is from RefSeq and is a predicted model, not a curated record. Gene Ontology annotation, biological process: protein deubiquitination. The coding region runs from base 1 to 1407 and encodes 468 amino acids. NCBI's taxonomy places the organism in Eukaryota, Fungi, Basidiomycota, Tremellomycetes, Tremellales, Cryptococcaceae. Gene Ontology annotation, cellular component: nucleus. The transcript is spliced from 8 exons.
AUGGAUCUAGUACCCUUCAUGUACUUUGAAAAGCAGGAGGAAGGGUCUUUACUAUGCGCUCAGCAUUGCUUGAAUAAUGUCCUUCAACAAUUCACAUAUACAGAAUGGGAUCUUGCAGAUAUAGCCAAAAAAUUGGACCAAGCUGAAAAUGCUACUCUGGACGUAUCUCAUCAGCUCAAGAAAUCAUACAAUUUCGAUGAUACUGGUUAUUUUUCUAUAUCAGUUUUGGAGAGGGCACUGGAAGUUUGGGAUUUAAGUUUGGUUAGAUGGAGAGGUGAAGCUAUGAGGGAAUAUCAAGAACAUCCAGAAGAGCAAGUCGCAUUCAUCCUCAAUUUAUCAUCUCACUGGUUUCCCCUUCGAAGAUUUUCGACAUACCCUCCCCACUCAUCUGCUACUAAGAGAUGGUACAACCUCAAUUCCUUCUUACCCCAACCGGAGUGGAUCUCGCCUACCUAUCUGAGAAUGGUCCUCACCCAAGCUGAACAAGAGGGAUACUCGGUUUUCGUAGUGCGCAAGACCGUCGUGGGAACAAGGGAAGGCGAAGAUGCAGGUGAAGGUCAAGGAUGGCAGGAUGGUGGGAUAGGUGUCUUACCUGAAUGCAUGGCAGAUACGAUGGCUGUAGAAUUGGGUGAACCGGUUGGUAGAUCCGGUGCCAGUGGGAGCAUGUUCUCUCAACCUCCUUCUAGCGCUACAGGAGGAAUUGCUGGACCUUCUCAUGUUGGGACAUCCAUCAACCCCGACACUCCCUCGGUCGAUUUCCCUUCUUCUUCCGGUGCGGGCCCAUCCUCACCACCUGUCCCGCGAAGAAGAAGGAGGCAAGAAGAUUUAGUUCCUGAAGAUCCUAUUGCUAUCGAUUCAGACGAAUAUAGUAGACCAGCAGUGACACGUACGAGACAAUCAUCUAAUCGAUCUACCCCCGGUCCAACACCCGCAGUGGAUAUAUUCGAUAAUCAGACUUUCCCCUUGGGCCACGGUGAUGGAGAUGGAGAUGAAGAUGAAGAGAUACAUUCUGAGGAAGCUGAGGGCGAAGGAAGAGUUGGGACAGCCAGAGAUGAUAUAUUCGGAUAUACAGGACCGUCAGAUUUCCAAUUCCAUUCAAGAAGUUACGACGAUGAAGAUGAAGCUUUACAAGCUGCGUUAAAAGCUUCAAUGAAUGAUUUACCACCUGGUUGGAAACCUCCUCCGGAAUUACCACCGAAAAUCGAUUCUCCCAUUCUCAAAUCACCUGAUCCUACCACUUCUACUUCGGUGGUACCCCCUGCGCAACCGUCGGAAUUUAAAUCUACUAAGAAGGAAGAACAGAAAGAUGUCGAGGAUGAGGAAGAGGAUGCGGAUGAUGGACCGGCACAUGAACCGUCUCCAGAGGAAAUUCGUAGACGAAGAUUAGCCAAGUUCGGUGGACAGUGA